Molecule: messenger RNA, 1425 nt
Organism: Ananas comosus (pineapple)
Lineage: Eukaryota; Viridiplantae; Streptophyta; Magnoliopsida; Poales; Bromeliaceae
Exons: 2
Coding region: 155-1216 (353 amino acids)
Source: RefSeq, a predicted model, not a curated record
ACUCUCCUACAUUAUUCCCCCCUCCUUUCCCUCCUCUCCCAAUUCAAAUACAUUCCAACUAACCCCUGCUUUAAUUUUAACUAUCACUCAUAACAAAUUAUCAUUCCCCACACCAAUCUCCUCAUCUCCCCUUCUUUCUCUUCCUCCUCUCACAAUGAAAAACCUCUCUCCCUCCUCCCCCCCUCCCUUCAAGCUCAAACCCCCCGAAGCCGCGGCGGGGUGCCUAUCCAGCAUUCUCCGCCGCUUCCUAUGCGGAAACUCCGACGGUAGCGACGACGCCCAUCUUGUAAUAAGAAACCGAGAGAGAGUCGAGGAGAAGACCCCGCAGAGCCCGGGCAUCGUGGCCCGGCUCAUGGGGUUGGAAACAAUGCCGAAUUUCUCGUCCGCUGCUUCUACCGAUUCGAUCGGCAGGAGCCGAUCGACCAACUCCGUCGAGAGCUGGCCCGGCUUCUUGAACGAGAGAUACCGCCCGUCGCAGAUCAAAGCGUCUGCGUCGUUUCGCGAAGUACCGACUUACUUAACGAAAGAGAACGAAGAGUUUCUGCUUCUGAGCUUCGGUCCCGAAGAUAAAGGAGAGAAGAAGAAGAAGAAGAAGAAUAAGGGAAGUAGAGAACAAAAGAGUCGUCGUCGCGAAGAGAGCAAAGCUAGAAGGAAGUGGAGUGCAGAUAGUAAAACGGAUGAUUCGGCGCCACGUUCGGUUUGUAACCAGGAAGGGCUUGAAUCUUCUCAAAGAGACGUAGUAUUAGAAGCAGAGUGUGUGACUCAGAAUUCGAGUCCUGUUUCUGUGUUGGAUCAUGCGGAUGAUGGUGGCGACGACGACGAUGAUUGCGACGCGAUACCGAACUCAACCACUUUAGAGGAAAUGAAUCCACCAACAAAGCAGCAAAGCUCAAGAAGAAAAUUAACAUCAAAAAAUUUCGAGAGCUUCGAUUGCGCGUUCCCUCCAAUACAAAGAGAUGAGGGAUUGCACAAAGUUGACGAAAAAAGAGAAAGAUCAAGCAAGCAUGAAAGAGUUUUCCCAGAUGUAACAGAUAUUUGGGGACAUGUAUGCGGAUUAAUUGAAAAGGAUCUGAGGAACAACACUGCAUGGGUUUCAAGGGAAUUGAGGAGCCAAGAAGGUGGUGAGGAUGUUGUAGCCGAGAUCGGAUCGGAGUUGCUUGAUCUUCUUCUCAACGAGACAACGCUAGAACUUUUCAAAAAUAUAGUCUAUGUAUGAAAUUGUACAUCUUUUUUUUUUCUUUAUAUAUUCCUAACCUAUGCUUCUUUCUCUUGAAAAUAUAAGAAAUUUGUGAUCUAAUUUGCAUGGCAUGUAUGUUUAGCUAAUACUUAUAUUAUUUCAGUAACUAUGGAAUCAAACUGUACAUUUAUAAUAUUAUUAUCUUAACCAACUGUGCUAGCAAUCAGUUACUAAUAGUUACAUGCAUC